Girardinichthys multiradiatus is the source of this 4563-nucleotide messenger RNA. It is a transcript of the gene sema4d, whose product is annotated as sema domain, immunoglobulin domain (Ig), transmembrane domain (TM) and short cytoplasmic domain, (semaphorin) 4D. Gene Ontology annotation, biological process: positive regulation of GTPase activity; ossification involved in bone maturation; axon guidance. The record is from RefSeq and is a predicted model, not a curated record. Lineage: Eukaryota; Metazoa; Chordata; Actinopteri; Cyprinodontiformes; Goodeidae. The transcript is spliced from 18 exons. Bases 583 to 3237 code for a protein of 884 amino acids. Gene Ontology annotation, molecular function: semaphorin receptor binding; chemorepellent activity.
UCCGCCGAGCAGUGACAAGGGGAUCGGCAAGCCUCCUUGCUUCUGUCAACCUCUCAGAUGGCUUGUGCCUAAAUAAAAUGGAUCCCGAAGGCAUAAACUGUUUCUCAGCCAUAUGAAGCAUCUUGGAUUUAUGAUGGUAAAGGGAGAUAAAGAGGAAGAAGUAUUGGGUGGAGAACCUGAGAAGACACUGGCGACUAGAAAGAGAGGAGGUACUCAUGUUUUUUUUUGUGGAUUUUUUUUGUUUGUUUUCCAAGCCAAGAUCUGCUCCUCCUGGUUGUGUUCUUCCUCCUUCUGUUAGGAGAUAUUUUCAACGAAAAAAUGGAACAGAAUAUGGAUGGAUGCAGUGUCCCUAUGGCUUGCUUUUUGCAGUGCAGAUCUGGGUUGCUGCAUUAGCACUGAGCCUCUUACUCACCCUUUCCAACCGUGUGAAGAAAAGUGAAGAAGUUUUGAUGAAUCAGUUUUCGAUAGCCGACGCUAUGACCGACAACCUGAGGAUAUUAUAAUUGUCUCCAGAGGAAGAGCGUCGCAUCUUUUAGGAGCCACAGGGGAAACUUCACAGUUCCAAAGCUUUCAGAGUCCAACAUGGGAUUUGGAGUGCUGGGAGUUUUUCUGGGGCUCCUCCUUGAGGUUUCAACCCACGGACCACACAGUGUUCCCCGAACUUCCUGGAAACGCCAAGAUUUGGAUCUCUUGGAGUUUUCAGAGCCCGGCAUCUUCAACUACUCGACGCUGCUGCUGAGUGAGGAAAGAGAUGCUCUGUAUGUGGGAGCAAGGGAAGCCAUCUUUGAGCUAAACAAGAGAGAUGUGACAGUCAGGAACCAAAAGGUUCAGUGGAAAGUUACAGAAAAUCCCAUGAGGAUGUGCACAGUUAAAGGGAAAUCAAAAGAGAGGGACUGCCUGAACUACAUUCGAGUGCUCCAAAUAGUGGAUGAUGAGCGGCUUUAUGUCUGUGGCACACAUGCCUUCCAGCCUCAGUGUGAUUACUUGAAUCUGGAGGACUUUUCUAUGGAGGGUCAACCUGAGGAUGGCAGAGGGAAGUGCUCGUUUGACCCUUCGCAGAGCUUCACUGCUGUCAUGGUCGAUGGAGAUCUGUAUUCUGGGACAGCUUACAACUUUUUAGGCAGUGAACCGAUUAUUUCCAGAUACAACCCAUCCCAUUCCCUGCUCAGGACAGAGUACUCCACGUCAUGGCUCAACGAGCCCAGCUUUGUCUUUGCAGACGUAAUCAGAGCCGGGAAGCACAAAGGAGACGGAGAGGAUGACAAAAUCUACUACUUCUUCACUGAGGUGUCGGUGGAGUACGAGUUCUUUGGCAAGCUGCUCAUUCCCAGGGUGGCCCGCGUCUGUAAGGGUGACCUUGGGGGGCAGCGUACUCUGCAGAAGAAAUGGACCUCCUUUCUGAAAGCCAAGCUGGUGUGCUCCAUGCCUGAACUCAACUUUGUUUUCAACGUGGUUCAUGAUGUUUUCAUCCUGAAGGGGAGAGACUGGAGAGACACAAUCUUCUAUGGUGUCUUCACCUCACAGUGGGGAAAUGUGGGUUUGUCAGCAGUGUGUGCCUACAACAUGACAGCUGUGGAGGAAGUCUUCUCUAAAGGGAAGUAUAUGCAGAAGGCCACAGUGGAGCAGUCCCACACUAAGUGGGUGCGGUAUAACGGCAUCCCUCCUUCUCCCCGUCCUGGCGCAUGUAUUAACAACCAAAUGCGCCAGCAGAACAUCAGCAGCUCGCUCCACCUGCCAGACAAAACCCUUCAGUUUGUUCGGGACCACCCGCUGCUGGAGGACCCCGUCCUGCCUAUCGGCAACAGACCUCGACUCAUCACUAAGGAUGUCAAUUACACACAGCUCGUAGUUGAGAGGGUCCAUGCACUUGAUGGAAACAUCUAUGAUGUAAUCUUCAGCGGAACAGAUAAGGGUGUCCUGCACAAGUCUGUGGUGUUCGAGGACGAUGUUCAUAUUGUGGAGGAGAUCCAACUCCUGAAGAACUCUGAACCCAUAAAAAACUUAUUGCUGUCCUCUAAGACACGGUCAGUGUACGCUGGAUCAGACUCUGGCGUCGUCCAGUCACCAACCGCUUUCUGUGGAAAAUAUUCUUCCUGUGAUGACUGUGUUCUGGCUCGAGACCCCUAUUGCGCCUGGGACCCCAACACACAUGCCUGUGUCAGUAUCCUUGAUGCUCCAAAGGAGCAGCUCAGGAGUCUGAUCCAGAGUCUGAAUGGUGACGCAGAGAAGUGUCCUUCAGUGUCUUCAGUGUCUCUGAAGGACUAUCAGAAAGUGUUGGUGAAACCAGGCAGCUCCACUGAGCUGCCCUGUGUGGCAAAUUCCAACCUGGCGCAUGUGAUGUGGAAAUCUAACGGCUCUCUUCUCAACGAGGCCUCUCGUUUCCACUUCAUCGCCGAAAACGGACUCCUCAUUUACAGCGUGGCCCCAGAGGACCAGGGUUACUACGAGUGCUGGUCUGUGGAAUGGGCUCCUGCUGCUGGGAAGAACUUUAGCCGCCUGCUGGCUGGAUACAUGCUGAAUCUGGAUCUUCCUCCCAGACCCCCUCCCCAGACAAACCAUGUGGCUACCACAGUCAGCAGCCAGGAGAUGAGUAACGUGCACGGAGCUGAAGGUAAUGUUAAGACAGAGAGACAGCCACUAACUUCGGCCAGCUUCACAUCCACAGCCCUCCUCACGUCCCCACUCCAAACUGACCCAUCACUAACCCUGCCGCCCAGUGGCACAGUCAGGUUACAGUCAAGCAGGAACCUUCCCCCAAACUCCGUUAUUCCUCGUCCAGAAGGCCAGGACCCUGCAGCAGAGUAUCUGCAACACAACAACAGCAUGGCCCUCCUCUUCCUCUUUCUGCUGUUCUUCCUCCUCUUCUUGGCUGCGAUGGUGUACAACUGCUACAUGCAGUACCUCCCAGCGCCAUGCCUGAGGCUGCGAGCCAUUCUGCUGGGGAGCCACAAGUGUACCCAUCAGCCCGAGUACAGGGCCUGCGAGGCGGGUUUAAUGGAAGUGUCUGCCACUGACAAAAUUAACAUGACGGAGCAACCCGCCCAGAAUCGCAGCCAAGCUGCCAAAAACCUCCAGGCACUGCGUGACACAGGCUACGAGACUGAACCGGAGUGCGGCAACGGCCGCGUCCCUUCUCACAACUUUGGAGGCGACAGCCCCUCGCAGGAGAAACCUUUUGAUGUGGACUGCGACUCCCAGUCCAUCCAGUUUGCGGAUGAAGAUGAACCUUACUCCUAGAAAAAUCAGAGGUGGUUUUCGCUCGUUCAGUGUUGGAAGUAUGUCAGGGCCAUGUGCUUUGUGUCUCUGCAGUAGGCAUGGGUCAGUAUGAUGACCUUGAGUAAGAAUACCAGAUCUACGGUUUUCAACAUAAACUAAUAUCGAUAAAAUGAUCCAGUUCCUUUUAUUUAAAACAGCAAAGCAGUGUUUAUUUGUAUUGCUGUUAAAUAAUAAUCUGCAAAAUUUAGUUGUGGUUUUCAAGGCGUUAUGGUGCAGAAAUUAAGCUUUUGGUCAUUUUGCUCUUUGUAGAGUAGCAGAGGUUUAACAAGCAGAUGUUUCCAUAUAAGUCAGACUGUAAGACCUUGCAUUCUGCUGCUUUAAAAUAUUGUUACCCUUAUGGAGGGAUGGGAGGUGUUUUUCGCACCUAGAAAUGUUUCCAAACAGCUGGACUUGUCUUGUAAGUAAGAAUAAUUGGGCAGCUUUAAGUGGGGGAGGAGUAGCUGCAUUACUUAAUGUUCUAUACAUCUACAGAAAUCUCUGGUCACUGACAUUUUCUCUGGUUCGUCUUGAAAGCGCAACUUUUCAAAACCUUGCUACAUCUACACAUCGAUACUGGUUGCAGGUUACUGCCCCAUGCCUAGCAAGCUAGCUAAAUAUCAUGGAAAUGAAUAUGUCCAGCAUCUAGCAGCAAACCUUUUCCGAGGCUUAGACCAGGCAUUCUGCUAUUUUGUGGUCUGAUUCAGGGUUUCUACCCUGUUAGUUAAGUCCAGCAAGAAAAGCUAUUUCUUAUAUUCCAAAUUGGAAACAUUAUUUACCAAAUUGGUAAGUUACAGUGAUGUUUUCCAAAUUGGAAUCCUAUAUUUCUCUUCAGCCUGAGUGUCUCUUUGAGCGUUUGCAUCCAUUUUGUUGUUUAACUGAUGCUUCAUCGUCAUUGUAAUUUCUCAGGGAAGAGUUGUUCUGUAUGAUUAGCCUUGAUGUGUCGGCCAGUGUUGUCUACCACACCAACAUUUAGAUUGUGAAGCUUCAUCACUGGGUCUUCAUGUCAGAAGAUGGAAAAACGAUCGGACAGCUUGCUUGGUGAAGAAACGCUGGAAUGUAUUGAGCUACGGACUCUUGAUGAGUGGCACUGCUGAGAUUUAAAAACAAUCUAUUUUCUUUUUCUCUUUACAUGUGAAGUCGACAUUCCUGAUUGUCCUGUGUAUUAACCUUCAUCAGUCAGUCUCCCUUAUAUCGUGUGUCACUGAAAUAAAAAUGUCCAGUCUGAACAGAGGACAAUAGAGGCCUCAAAACAAUCAGAAUUUUUAUAUUUAUUAUGAUGGCUAUAUUAAAACAUUUUAGAUUAUUUAA